AUGACAAAAUCAACUUAUAUUCUGAUCUAUUUUGUUCUUACUCUUCAACUUUAUCCAAGUAUUGUAUUUGGUCAACGUGAUUUUGCAAAUCCGGCAGUGACUGAUCCAGCUUCAUGUGCUUGUGAUCUUCGAGCGGAUUCUUGUGAUGCCAAUUGUUGCUGUGAUCAAGAUUGUAGCGAUGCUGAUAUAAGUGCAUCACCGUUAUGUCCAUCAGGACGGACUACAUCUUCGGAAAGUUUGGCACAACAAAACCUAAAUCUUCAAAAAUGGAAUUGCUCGAACUCAACCACUGCGGCUACAUUCGAUUAUUUUCCGUUUGUUUGUGUACAGUUCUCGCUAUCAGAAGUCAUUGGUUCGUUUCAUUCAACAAGCGAUGUCAAAUUUGUACAAAGUGCCGACGAUGCAACAAAUUUACGUUCUUCAUUUGUUGAUCAAUAUCCUGAAUUAUUUCAAGCUUCGACACUGACAGCUUCUGCAGCCACUGGAAGCUAUACUACAAAUGCACCUGUUCAACUGACAUCAGGGACAACAUUUACUCUACCUGGAAGUUUACUUGGCUUUACAUGCCAACAAAGUGUUUCUGUUUUAUUUGGAGUCAAUCGAGAUGUUUCAUGUACAUCCAAUUUAACUUUUUGUAGUAGUAUUAGUACACAAAAUACCCUUGUCGGGGAUGGCACUUCCAAUGCUACUGUGACGAUCAAGUUUUACACUAAAACUUAUAAUGCAAGUACAAUCACCACUCCGAGCUCCACUCAAGAGUAUUACUUUCAAAAUUCAUACACACAAAGUAUCAACGAUAUACCAUAUACAAAUGAUACGAUUUACGAUUAUUGUCCUGGCUUGUACCCAGCAAGUCGAACACAACGGUAUCUUUACGUUUGUACCACAUUAUCCUCAAGUUCAUGUCCGAAUUACGAGUCAUGGACAGGAUGUCCAUUGAGAGAUACUUUUCAGUACACUGCCAUCAAUGACAGUUUCUUUACCGCUCGAAAUUCAUCAACCGAUGGCUCGAUAAGUUUUUCGGAUUAUACUGCUGUAACAAGUUUAACUUGCUCGACUAAUAUUCGACAAAUCUAUUAUCAAUUUUCUUAUUCAUCAACUACUAAUACUAUAUCAGAAGUUAAUGCAUAUGUGCUGUUUGAUUCUCAGUCGACGACAUCACGAAUCGUAAUUGAAUGGAAUGAUAUAGGUAGCAAUACUAUAUCAUCAACAUCUAUUCCUCGUGGAUAUCUCAAGAACGAAGCUCUUCAGUUCCAACGUAAUGGUGCCACUUCCGACGUAUCUGCAUUGAUACCGAGUGCAAGUGGUUUAUGUGUUGAUGCAACUCGGCAAACUCUUCGCUAUAAAGAAAGUACGACCUCCUAUUGCUCGAUUCAAUUAGCACGUAGUACUAUCCAACAAGGAUGUCACAAUUUAAAACUUAAUCUCUAUAUUUAUUUGAAUGUAUUUUUUGCUCCGGCAUCACACGUUCUUGCUUACCCGAAUUCCAAUGCAACACCGAUUCAAAUCCGUGAUACGAACCAAGAUUUACUUGAUCUUGACACAAUCGAUGUUACACGUCCAAAUAAUCGAUUGACUGCGAAUCAGAUCACGCAGACAAGUCUACUAGAUUCGGCUUAUACAAUCUACGACACUACAUCAAAUCUUCCUAUUUGCUUUAAUGUACCAUCAGGAAUCUAUAUCGAAUUCGGCUAUGUUCGCAUCAAUGUCAGUUCAACAUUGUCAUACGAACGAAUUGUAUCUGUACAAUACAAUUAUACAUAUUCUAAUUGGCAAUUUGAUUGUGUGAGUGCAACUUGUGAUAGCGCAUCAACGCAACAAUAUAUUAUCUCAUUUCAAUCGCGCUUUGUUGAUUACACAAGUCGUUUAUCUCGUUCAAGUGACACAACGAAAGCAGAUAUAGAAGCAGCCGACAAUUACAUUGAAGAUUUACUUUGGCUUCUUACUUCGGGAUACCAAGGAGAACCAGGUUUUCGAAAUUAUACCAUAGCAAUGGUUCUUAUCUUUAUAGGCAUUUGUGUAAUUGUUAUGCAUGUUUUACUCUUCGGAAUCAUGUUGCCAUUUUAA
Adineta ricciae is the source of this 2067-nucleotide messenger RNA. Lineage: Eukaryota; Metazoa; Rotifera; Eurotatoria; Adinetida; Adinetidae. The record is from the annotation of a GenBank genome assembly.